UAGAUUACAUCUUGGGCUUAGUUAUGUUAAUUCCAGACUGUUAUCCAACAAUCUCUGAUACGCAUGAGUUCCAAAACAACAGUGCUUGUGACAUCGAGCCCGAGCCGCGACCUUACGACCUACGUGACGUGCGGACAAGUGAUUGCGGCGAAGCGUAGAUGCAAGGGGAGACUACUCCCACUCACACCAGCUAAGUUGCAACAGUUUGAUAAAUCUAUUACUGACGUGAAUGUCGAUUAGGAUUUCCAUUUGGAGGCGGAGAACGAGAAGUGUCUGACAUGGAAAUAGGAGUGACGUGAUAGCUUUCUCGACAGUUUUUCGGUUACGAAAUGGCAAACACAAACUUGUGUAGUGCUACUGAAGUUAUUCAUAGCGAACGUGAAACUGAAGCUAACAUUCGUAACUCGAAUAUCCUAUCCCCAGACGCCCCCAGUUUCAGGAGUUUGACUACGGUAGAAAACAGUAAUGAAGCAACUGAUGCCCAUCCUUUCACGGAAGAAUCCAGAUUCGACCCUGAAUAUAUAUUGGGUGCAUCAUAUCCUUUAAAUGGAUUCUCACUCGAUCACACAUCUUCUACUGUGCUUAGCAACGCAAACACAGCGCCGCGAGGAAUAUUGAUAGAUGAUUUACAGAGUUCAGCAUUUGUGACUAAUACUUUUCCUGGAAACAUCCAAAUUCCUGAUAAGAUUAUGUGGGCAACACCCCAAAUGUUAGCGAUGUCAGGCAACAAUAUACCACACGUUCACGGCAGCCUGAUGGAACACCAGGGAACGAGCAGGCUGCAGGGUCUACCAGAAGCUCCAUCACCAACGAUGCCUUCACAUCCAGUGAUAAUUGGUAACCCUCACGCCUCAGAUUUCGUACAAAAAGUGAUGAAAAAUGUUGCAGGCUUCAAGUCGCCCAACCCUGAUCUUUUACAACAUACAGCUCCUGAUGUUUAUGCAUCUUCCACACCUAGCUAUGUCCUGCUUGGCAAGCACACCCUUGUACCAGAUGUAGUCAGUAUUGUUCCACCGUCAUCACACUUUGGCAGCUUGCCUGUCUUCAUUCAGUUGUCAUCAGAUGUGGUGCCAUCGUUAGGCUCGGACAUAAAUUCAAAACCUGAAUAUGAAGACAUGGGCAAGCAUAUUUCUACAGAAACUUUGCUCGAAGUUAAUUCCACUGCUACUGCAGCUGAUCAAGCCAUCAAAGCAAAACAUUUUGAUGUAGAGCAUCAUUUGCAGCAAGCAGACUUUAAGCAUGCAGUGGUAAUUAGUGUUGUGAGACCUAACAGUCUUGGAGGGAAAGGAAUACAGCAGAUGAUAAACCACUUUAUUGAACAAAACUCUUUGCUGAAAGACACUCAAACACAACAUUUAGAGUGUCCUCAUCUGGGUUCUGACAUAAACUGUUCUUCACUUACUUCACUUGAAGGUGACAGCAAGAGUUUGAGAGAUCUUCAGUGUAGAUAUGAAUCCCAAGAUGCUCUACAUUCUAAUCAGAGGGAUGUUCCAAAAUUAUCAGAUGGAAUGAUUGGUGGAUUGACCAUACAUAAUGGAUCAACACCACUUAUUAGUUGCAGAAGUGAAGAGCAGGACCAGCCCUUGAGUCAGGUACUUUUACCCAAUGAAGAAUGUGCAGAUUUGAGACUUCAAAAUGACAAUCAGUUAACAAAAGGAAACAUUGGCAUUAAUUCUUCAAGUGAUGUUCAUGAUGAAGAACUGGCUUGUGUUGGAAAGGUUUCAUGUAGCAGGUAUCAUGAACAUUCUAGUGAUGAAGUAGAUGGUUCUGUUGUCACAGACUCACAGUUAAAGGAAGUUCAUCUAUGUGAAGUUGCUUGUCCAGGAGGACUGGAUCAUGUCUCUAAAGCACAAAAUACAAAUGAUGAGUCAUCUAAAGAUACUCUUAUAUCUCAACAAGUGGUACAAACAACAGAAGAACAAACUCUUUACAAAUCAUUAGUAACUACAAACAAGAGCAUACCUGCAACUGUGUCUCAUUUACUGUUGGACACAGUAGCCAAUAAGCAAAAAGAAAAAGAAAAUGGCUGUUCAGUCAUAAUUAGUAUUGUUCCUGGAAAUGGAACAGCAGCCAAAGUUACAGUCCAUAGAGUUGAGUCUUGUAGCAGUACCAGUGGUGCCAGUGGCGAUAAACAAUAUACAAGAGAAAAGACUCAGAUUUCAAAGCCAGACAUAAGUGGUGGACAUAACAAGCUUAUCAGAUGUGAUUUCUGCACAGCCACUUUUACCAGGCAAAAUAACCUAACCCGCCAUAAGAAAAUACACACAGUCAAUCUGCAGGAAGAGAAAUACUACCAAUGCCUUUAUUGUAAACGACCAUUCCUUCAGCGAUGUGACAUGAACCGACACAUGCAGAUUCACACAAAGCAGGAGCCAUUCCGAUGUAACACAUGUGGCAAAGGAUACAUUCGAAAGAGUGAUUUGGUUGUCCACGAAAGAUUCCAUGCAAAGAGUCGAGUCUUCAAGUGUGACAAAUGUGAACGUUGCUUCUGCCAGUCAGGUGAUCUGAAGCGACAUAUUCGCUUUGUUCAUGCGGAGAAAUCACUGCUAACAUGUGUCCAUUGCCAUCACAAGUAUGCAAAAGAAACCACAUUAAUCCACCAUAUGAAGAUAGCUCAUAAUGACAUUCUUUUACAGUCAGCAUCACACCAGCCAAAUGCAUCCAGCAGUGGAAAUUCACUUUCCAAGUAGGGUGAACAUCUCGAGAUGUGCUGGUGAACCUGCCUCAUCAGUUUAGGAAAAAAAUAUAGGACGUGCGUAGGCUAGAAAAAUCAUGCAUUAAGAUUUCUAUAAGAUUUCAUAUUCUAGAAAAAAAUGUGGGAACUCUUCCAUGAUGAGUUUCAGGUUUUCAAGUUUUAUGAACUGUACAUCAUUUGGUUUCCUGUGCAAGAAAAUUCGAUGAGACUUGUUGAUAUCCUUUUAGUUGAUAUACAACCACAUAACACACCUUUUAUGUUACCUCUUAAGGGUCAGAGCACAUGUAUUUUGAUAGUUUUGAUACAGUAUUUGUGUAUCACUCAAAUGUUCAUUGUUAUGAAGUUAUUGUGUUUAGCAGACGGAAAUAUGUUUGCAUGUAUUUUAAGACUUUUUAUUUGACAAUUUUAUUUUGCACAUUUGUGCAUAUGUAUUAGUACGAGCAAAUGUAUAUGUAUACCUGUGUAUGCAAGCAGCUGGAUGAAGAGGCAAAGUUUUUGUGCAAAUUAUAGUUCCAGAAUGUUAAAUAUUUUUUGCAGUCCCUCCCCUCUCCCUCAUAAAAAAGAAAGUGCAAACAAUAUUAAGAAAUAAAAGAAUCUGUGAUUUGUAAAAUUCAGGCAGUUAACAUGACUGUGAUGAUUUAUUCUCAGGUGGGGAAUCUUGACAGAUAAAAAGUGUAUUUAUCUGUCUCAAAUAGAAAGUGUUAUGUUGGUGACAGUUUAUUUAUGUUACUGAAAGUUUUUUUUUUUUAUCCAUUCUGUUUCUAAGAUUAUUUACUGAUCUUUGGACCUACAAAGAUAUGAUUACAUUUUUGUAUAUAAUUAUGCUGUAAACUAAUUUAGAUUUGAAGGUGGCAGAAAAGUGCUGUGACAAGAUUCAUUUACAAUGUGUUAUUUUUAAUUGUUAUAGUUCUUUUAGUUUUAAGUUUUUACUUAACGUACAUGGUUGUUACACUAUUUGGGCUUUUAAUAGUAAAACCUGGUUAACUCACUUUGAGAAUAAAGUGUGCUUACUGUAAUA
Messenger RNA from Pomacea canaliculata, 3713 nucleotides. RefSeq lists its product as uncharacterized. The transcript has 6 exons. Gene Ontology annotation, cellular component: nucleus. Bases 330 to 2690 code for a protein of 786 amino acids. The record is from RefSeq and is a predicted model, not a curated record. Lineage: Eukaryota; Metazoa; Mollusca; Gastropoda; Architaenioglossa; Ampullariidae.